Molecule: messenger RNA, 1603 nt
Organism: Salvia splendens (bonfire salvia)
Lineage: Eukaryota; Viridiplantae; Streptophyta; Magnoliopsida; Lamiales; Lamiaceae
Exons: 7
Coding region: 575-1447 (290 amino acids)
Biological process (GO): ceramide metabolic process
Cellular component (GO): membrane
Molecular function (GO): hydrolase activity, acting on carbon-nitrogen (but not peptide) bonds, in linear amides
Source: RefSeq, a predicted model, not a curated record
GAAAAGCCUAAACCAAAUUUUAAUUUGGUUCGAAUCAAAUUUUCAGAUAUUUUGUUCACCUAGUGAAGUCAACCGCCUCUAGAACCCUAGGCAUCCAAACAAUCCAUUUUCUGAUUUCAAUUUUCGAUUUUUUACAAAAUCUACGACAAUCACUUUAAACACAUAGCCUCGAUUUCUCCUGCUAAUAUCGAUUCCAGCACACGGAUCUGUCCCACUCACAAAAUUUGCCUCAUAUUUCUGCAAAACUUCCUGAUUUCAUCUGCAUACAUCAAUUAUUUUCACCCGAAAGCUACGGCUCAUAGAAUUGCAUGCGAUUAUUGUUUGAUCGAUCGGUGCACGCUGUUGUGCGUUUGGAGAAGGAAACGGGACUGAGCCGAAGCUCUACGCCUGCUUCCGUGCUCGUCGAUUUAACAGCUCGCCGCUGCGCUGCAGUUGAACGAGAAACUACCGUCCAAAAGGCUCUCACUUUUCGUAGAAACAAAACCUCAAUCUUAACUCCCAAAAAAAGGAGUAACUAGAAAAUCACGCGAUCACUCGGAAUUUUGCCUUUGAUCCAUCCACCUCGCAAUUGAGAAUGAGGAAACGGACGGCGACAGCAUGGGGCGUCGCAAUCCUUUGUUUCGUGGUACUAAUGUUAGUGACUCCAGCAAUUCCGCAGUCUCAAGAAUACCACAAUUUCGCCGAUCAGCGUGAAUUCUUGGGAAUUCCGAAUUUCUUGAAUGUGGUAUCAAACUUCCCCUUCCUCGUAGUUGGCGUAAUUGGCCUUGUACUUUGCUAUUAUGGGAACUACUUUAAGCUAAGCUUGCCAGGUGAGCUUUUUGGCUGGACAUUCUUCUUUGCAGGUGUGGCGGCUGUUGCUUUUGGUUCUUCUUACUAUCACCUGCAACCUAAUGAUGCCCGCCUUGUGUGGGAUCGCUUACCAAUGACUGUGGCGUUUACAUCUAUCAUUGCUAUAUUCAUCAUUGAGAGAGUGGAUGCACGGAAGGGAACCUUUUCUAUUAUACCUCUAACCUUGGCGGGUAUAGUCAGCAUUUUAUAUUGGAGGUUCUUUGAUGACCUCCGUCCAUAUGCUGUGAUCCAGUUUGUUCCAUGCAUUGCUAUCCCAGUAAUGGCUAUAUUACUACCUCCCAUGUACACGCAUUCCACAUAUUGGUUAUGGGCAGCAGGGUUCUAUAUCUUAGCCAAAAUUGAGGAAGCAGCUGAUGUACCUAUUUAUAAUGUUACCUUCCACAUUAUGAGUGGGCACACACUUAAGCAUUUAUGUGCUGCUCUUGUCCCUGUAUUCUUAACUCUUAUGCUUGCAAAGAGGGAGGUUGCUGAAGAAAGGGUCAGCUUACUGCAGAUGUGGAAAGUAUCAUGGACUAAGGUUAAGUUGAACAACACCAAUGUGGAGACUAUCUCAUGUGAGUACUCUGUCGCACCAGGGGAUGAGGGAGGAACGAGAUAAGCAAGAACUCACCACUUUUUGCGACUUUUUUUAAACUUUUAGCCGAGCGUUGCACUUCCUAAAGAAUGCUAACUCAUCUUUGACUUGAAUUACAUAAAUAUAUAAACGCUGUAAUUUUUCUUUAAAAAGUGAAAUAAAGGUGCUUCGAUUACUAUA